ACCACAGUAACAGUACCACAAUCAGUCUUUCCUUCGUUUGACUAACAAUAUAGUGACAAUACAAAUAUAUAUUCAACAAACAUGGGUUCCAUAACUCCUCUGAUAACUAUCGCGUGUUUGGUCGGCUUGACGUCUUUUGGUGCGGCCAAAUUGAGCGAUAACGAAGUGGCAGAAGGAGUCAUCAAACACACCCAUUACCAUACCGGUGACGUGGAACACGCGCACAAACACGACGGUGAGGCGCACCACGAGCACCACCAUAAGGGAAGCGCCGAGCACGCCCACCACCAUGGCGGAGAAUUCGGGCACGGACAUCAUCACGGUGGUGAGUUCGGCCACGGGCAUCAACACCACGGUAGCGCCGAUCACAAGCACCACCAUGGCGGCGAAUUCGGUCACGGGCACAAGCACCACGGAAGUGCGGAACAUAAACAUCACCACGGCGGCGAGUUCGGACACGGACACCACCACGGCGGUAAAUUUGGACACGGACACGAACAUCACGGAAGUGCUGCGCACAAGCAUCAACACCACGGCAGCGCCGCUCACAAGCACCACCACGGCGGAGAAUUCGGACAUGGACACGAACAUCACGGAAGCGCUGAGCACAAGCACCACCACGGUGGAGAUUUCGGACACGGACACCAUCAUGGAGGUGAAUUCGGUCACGGACACGAACAUCACGGAAGCGCAGCGCACAAACAUCACCACGGCGGUGAAUUCGGACACGGACACCACCAUGGCGGCAAAUUCGGACACGGACACGAGCACCAUGGAAGCGCCGCGCAUAAACAUCACCACGGAGGAGAGUUCGGUCACGGGCACAAGCACCACGGAAGUGCGGAACACAAACAUCACCACGGAGGUGACUUCGGACACGGACACCACCACGGUGGUAAAUUCGGACACGGACACGAACAUCACGGAAGCGCAGCGCACAAGCAUCAUCAUCACGGCAGCGCCGCUCACAAGCACCACCACGGCGGAGAAUUCGGACAUGGACACGAACAUCACGGAAGCGCUGAGCACAAGCACCACCACGGUGGAGAUUUCGGACACGGACACCAUCAUGGAGGUGAAUUCGGUCACGGACACGAACAUCACGGAAGCGCAGCGCACAAACAUCACCACGGCGGUGAAUUCGGACACGGACACCACCAUGGCGGCAAAUUCGGACACGGACACCACCACGGCGGCAAGUUUGGCCACGGACAUCAACACCACGGUAGCGCCGAUCACAAACACCAUCACGGUGGCAAGUUCGGACACGGACACAAGCACGGUGGUAGCGCUGAACAUGCUCACCAACAUCACGGCAAAGCCGCUCAUGGCCACCACCACGCUGGUCACUCCAAACAUCAUCACAAGCACACCGUCUAAUACCAUAUCACUCGCCCCUCCCGACGAAGUCGACCCACUUAGUCGCACCAUAUCGUCGUACUAACGACUCUGUUAGGACGAAGUUGACGACGACGACGGCACUCGUCCCCAAUUCCUGUCCACAUCAUCCACCCCGCUGCAUUUGGUAUUGACUUUAAGGAUACGGUAAAGGUUAUCGGGUUCUUCGAUUACUUGUUUCCAAAAUUUCCCAUCUCCGUCUCAUCUCAUAUUUCCCGUCUUACCCUAACUCCAUUCUGUCGUGUUUCUUUUACACAUAUAUUAAACGUCUCCCUAUUUCGUCGGCGGCGUUAGAUGUUCUCAUCGCUGUUGUCUUAUCAUCGCUGCUAUCGCCGCCAUCAGUGUUGCUGUUGAUGUUACUCCAUACGUUACCUUCUUUACACUAAUUUCGGUAUUCCUGAGUACAGAAAUGUAUGAAUCGUUGUUACUGUUUGUAUAACUUAUAUAUUUGUUCUGUGAUAAUUUUAAGUGCUCAUUUGUAAUGAUUUAUUUUUAUUACUACUUAUAUCGUUGAAAUUGGGUCUUUUUAUACGUAUAUAUUAGUACUGUAUAUUCUAUGAUAAUAUGUUAUUUCAGUUUAGGAUAGACUGAUCAAAAUUGGCGGUGUAGCUUCCGGUUUCUUACUGUUAUAUUAUAUUCAUGCAUUUUAUUUUAUCGUAUAGGUACAUAUUUACGUAUACAAUAUUGUAAUGUUUUA
Molecule: messenger RNA, 2095 nt
Organism: Diuraphis noxia (Russian wheat aphid)
Lineage: Eukaryota; Metazoa; Arthropoda; Insecta; Hemiptera; Aphididae
Source: RefSeq, a predicted model, not a curated record